GUAAUCCAAUUUGCGCAUUGUUUGGGCCUGACUGCUUCCAGCUCCGGCUGUCGGUUUUGAACUGGGCCCAGGCCUAAAGAGGCCCUACUCAUCUUGCCACAAACAGAGCGCUCACAGUAUAACAAGCAACUGCGCAACAUUGAGACACAGGUUGGCCAGCCCGCGAAUUCGCCAAACCGGCAGCAUCUCGGCUUCAGUCCUGGUUGUCCCUCACUUGUCUCCUCACUUGUCGCACGUUACUAUCUAAAUCCGUUCAUUAUCUCGAAUAUAGAGGAUGGGCGCGAACCAGAGCACUGAGGAGGUGCUGGACGCCGUGAACCAGGCGGACGUCGAUAAGCUUGCGCCGACGCCUGGCCCUAGCAAGGAGGGAGGCGCCACCAAGCUCUACAAGUACAUCGUCACACCCAGCGGCGAGGGCAACUGGGAGCUGGCGAGCGCAAACGCCAAGCCACGUUUCUAUGACGCGCUGGAAGACUCGAACGCCAGCGGCAAGAAGGAUUUCUUCCUGGAGAUUGAGCAGGGCGACGUCGACGUGCACGUAGAUGCGGAGCUCAACUACGUUCUUGACGUGAAGCAGCGCCGCAUCACCUUUCACGCCAACGGCACCAUCUACGCGCUGCGCUUCCCGCACGACACGGCCUGCCGCGCCUUCGGCGAGCAGCUCAACGACGCGCUGUUCUACAACCAGUACGGAGUGGAGAACGACGACGACAGCCGCGCCAAGCUGUUUGAGGACAACGCCGGCACACUGUUCAGCAAGAACACGGAUCGCAUGUUUGAGCCCAUGGAGACGGACGACGCGGGCGACGAGGCGGGCGCGGAGGCGGCCACGCCGGAGACGAUGACGGAGCGUCGCGCCAAAGACACGGAGAAGGAUGAGGACGCCAUCAACGGCAUCAUCAUGGGCGCAGGCGAGAACAAUUUCCUCAUGCGGGGCCGCCGCUUUGACGUGCUUCGCAACCUGGAGGGCGGCGGCGUGGAGGACAAGGGCGUCAGCUUCAGCCUCACGCCUCUGGCCGGCGGCGCCGCCACGCCCUCGCUCAGCACGCGCAAGACCCGCGGCACGGCGGCGGCGGCAGAGGCCGACGCGCUCGGGGCGGGCUUCACGCCCUCCAAGGUGCUCCUGACGCACGGCGAGCGGCGCAUGAACCUGCUGACGCCCGACAACCGGCAUGUGCUCCACCACGCCGACAUUGAGGCGGGCAAGAUCGUGAGCACCUUUGCUUUCCAGAAGGACACCGUGGACAUCCCCAUUGUGGAGAUCGCGUCGGACUACAAGGCCGCGCAGAUGGAGGAGCACUCGCAGUUCCUGGGACUGGACCAGAACCGCCUGUGCAGGUGGGACAUCCGCGACCGGCGCGGUGUGGUGCAGGAGAUGCCCACUGCGCUGGACUACGUGGGCGGCAAAGACUACAGCCGCGGCACCAACUUCACGUGCAUGGCCACCAGCGGCGACGGCUUCGUGGCGGUGGGCGCCAAGGACGGCCGCAUCCGCCUCUACAACAGCAAGACGCUCACGCAGGCCAAGACCUCCAUUCCCGGCCUGGGCGCGCCCAUCACCGCCGUGGACGUCACGUACGACGGCAAGUGGGUGCUGGCCACCACCGACCACUACCUGAUGCUGGUCAAGACCACCUACGUGGACGACAAGGGCCGCAACUCCAACGGCUUCGAGAGCCGCAUGGGCGGCCGCGGCGCGGUGCCGCGGCUGCUGCGGCUCAAGCCCGAGGACGGCCUCCGCACGAAGGGCGCCAAGUUCAGCAAGGGCAAGUUCACCUGGAUCACGGAGGGCGGCCAGUCGGAGCGCUGGGUGGUGGCCAGCUGCGGCCGCUUCAGCGUCACUUGGAACUUCGCCAAGAUCCGGACCUCCACCACCGAGUCCAUUGGCUACGGCGGCCUGCCCACCAGCAUGGACUACGUGCUGCGCUCCAAAGAGGAGGAGGUGGUGGACGUGGCGUUCGUGCACCAGAAGUACAUGCGCGACGUGGAGCAGGCGGCCAUGGUGGUGGCCACGCCGCACAGCCUGUUCAAUCUGGCGUAAGGGGGGGGGGGGCGAGCGAGGCGGCGGCUAGGACUGGUGGGGCGCGGGCUAGGGCUGGUUGGAGCUUGAUGGGGCUCGGUUGGAGCAGGGAAGCAGGAGGUGUGAGGCUAUGGCUGUGAAGGCUUGGUACAUGCAUCGCUGGCUUAAAGCGGGCGCUGAUUAGCAAUGGAGCACGCGUAAUUUCCAGAGUGAUUGCAGAGCUUUCGCGGGAUGACGUGGGCGCUGGCGGCGUAAUGCGCCUGGGAGGCAGCGGGCUGCGCACCUGCUACCGAAUUUGCGGUGACGGCACAGCACACUGACACAUACACGCAGUGUCUUGGACGAAUAAGCACCACUGGGGGCCACUGCGUCCUGGUAUCAUGGGCAGGUGUGGGUGCGCGGGUUUGAACCUUGGGACCAGCGGCGGGCCGUGGCCGCGCGGAACGUCAUGUGCAGGAGGAUGUUCUUCCGGGAACGUGCGGGGUAUGCCUGGUUGACGGCUUCAGUGGCCAUCACAGUGAAGCAGUCGUGUUUACAGUUGUGCAACGCUGCGUGCUGCUGUUGUUGUACAAGGAGAGGGUGCAUGGGUGCGACAGUACUGCGGGCAAUCCUGACCAACAACCGCACACAAUUGCUAUUGUAAAAUGCUCUGGAG
Molecule: messenger RNA, 2675 nt
Organism: Chlamydomonas reinhardtii
Lineage: Eukaryota; Viridiplantae; Chlorophyta; Chlorophyceae; Chlamydomonadales; Chlamydomonadaceae
Exons: 7
Coding region: 275-2041 (588 amino acids)
Cellular component (GO): cytoplasm; nucleus
Molecular function (GO): protein binding
Source: RefSeq, a predicted model, not a curated record